GACAGGAGCAGGACCUUCCCAAUAUGGCGACUUAAACACGAGUGCGUCAUUUCCGGAAGAGCGCCCAAUAUAAGGCGCAGGAUUUCCGCCUUCGCUCCUUUCCGGCGGUGACGACCACUGCGAGAAUAUGCCUCUCGCAAAAGACCUCCUUCAUCCCUCUCCGGAGGAGGAGAAGAGGAAGCACAAGAAGAAGCGCCUGGUGCAGAGCCCCAAUUCCUACUUCAUGGACGUGAAAUGCCCAGGUUGCUAUAAAAUCACCACGGUCUUCAGCCAUGCACAGACGGUAGUUCUGUGUGUUGGCUGCUCCACUGUCCUUUGCCAGCCUACAGGAGGAAAAGCAAGGCUCACAGAAGGAUGUUCCUUCAGGAGGAAGCAGCACUAACAGUACCCUGAAUCAAGAUGAAAGGGAAGCCAUCCCAAUAAACACAUUUUGGAUAUA
Molecule: messenger RNA, 439 nt
Organism: Cavia porcellus (domestic guinea pig)
Lineage: Eukaryota; Metazoa; Chordata; Mammalia; Rodentia; Caviidae
Gene: Rps27
Product: ribosomal protein S27
Exons: 4
Coding region: 128-382 (84 amino acids)
Biological process (GO): ribosomal small subunit assembly; translation
Cellular component (GO): cytosolic small ribosomal subunit; ribosome
Molecular function (GO): RNA binding; structural constituent of ribosome
Source: RefSeq, a predicted model, not a curated record